This is a messenger RNA of Suillus discolor, 615 nucleotides long. RefSeq lists its product as uncharacterized. The transcript has a single exon. The record is from RefSeq and is a predicted model, not a curated record. Lineage: Eukaryota; Fungi; Basidiomycota; Agaricomycetes; Boletales; Suillaceae. The annotation marks the transcript as partial.
AUGUUAGAUAAUCCCAAUGAGGCAAUCUUGCCAGACUUCACGACUGUCGAGUACGCCACGGCCAGGGCUCGUCUAAUCGCUAGAGGUGUCGUGAAUGAAGAAGCAGCUGCGGAAGCGCUUGAAACUAUCUGGACCUUCAACAACGACACUGCCAAAGACGCUUGGGCAGAGCAAGCAGAAAUAGAACUAAGGCAGGCUCAAGAAGCUCGGUGGGUCGCAGCCGAGCAAGAGCAAGAGCGGCAGCAAGCGCUCGAAGACGAACUUAUUGCAGUGCGCAAGGAAGAACACAAGAAGAAUAAAGCUAAAUUCGUCCCCGUCUCUACAGCUAAGAUACCAACCAUUCCCACCGUCAUCCCUUCUCACUAUGCUGUACGCAAACUCAAAACUGGGGAUUACUGCGAACUCUUUUACUUCACCAAUAAAGGCCUGUCCAAAGCCAAGAAGAAUCUUCUCUCAACAGAACCGCAAGGCUUAAUCUUGAUCCUGGGAGCAGAUGGCCAACAGACGUGGGUUAACGCGGACGAAACUUGCGACUCCAAGACUGUCAUCAUGAAGGAUGAGAAUCUAUCUUGGGAAGAAUUCAACGAAGCCACACUGGGCAUGAUCACGGCCAUG